AUGUCCACCUUCUUUCAGAAACAGCAGCAGGUGGCUGCGCUGGACCCACGUCUGGGUGGUCUGAUGGCCAGCGCGGGCCUGUACAACUUGAAGGCGCUCAUCAAGGCCAUUCGAUCCUGCAAGACCCUCGCCGACGAGCGAUCCCUCAUUCAGAAAGAGUCGGCCUCGAUUCGAACCGCUUUCAAGGAUGAAGAUCCCUUUGCGCGCCAUAAUAACAUCGCCAAGCUACUCUACAUCCACAUGCUUGGCUAUCCUGCGCAUUUCGGCCAGAUCGAAUGCCUCAAGCUCGUUGCCACGCCACGCUUCACAGACAAGCGGCUCGGUUAUCUAGGCAUCAUGCUGUUGCUCGACGAAAACACCGAGGUCCUGACGCUGGUCACCAACGGUCUCAAGAACGACAUGGAACAUUCCAACAUGUAUGUCUGUGGUCUGGCGCUGUGCACCUUUGCCAACAUUGCUUCCGAGGAAAUGUCGAGAGACCUCUGCAACGAAAUCGAGAAGCUCAUGGGCAGCAGCAACACCUACAUCCGUCGCAAGGCCGCCAUCUGCGCCAUGCGGAUCGUGCGCAAGGUGCCCGACCUCAUCGAUCACUUUGUCGACCGAACCAAGCAGCUGCUCUCGGACAAGAACCACGGCGUGCUGCUCUGCGCCGUGACGCUGGCCAUUGAGAUCUGCCGGCAGGAUGACGAGGCGUUACAACAAUACAGACGCGCCGUACCGCUGCUUGUGCAGCAUCUCAAGUCGCUUGUCACGACUGGCUACUCGCCCGAGCACGACGUCUCUGGCAUCACGGACCCAUUCCUCCAGGUCAAGAUCCUCCGUCUACUCCGCAUUCUCGGCAAAGAAAACGCACAGGCGUCCGAGGCGAUGAACGAUAUUCUGGCUCAGGUGGCCACCAACACCGAGGCAAGCAAGAACGUCGGCAACAGUAUUCUGUACGAGACGGUGCUUACCAUCCUCGAGAUUGAUGCAGACAACGGCUUACGCGUCAUGGCCAUCAACAUUCUCGGCAAAUUCCUCAGCAAUCGCGACAACAACAUCCGCUACGUUGCGCUCAACACACUGAGCAAGGUCGUAUCAAUGGACACCAACGCUGUGCAGCGCCACCGCAACAUCAUCCUCGACUGUCUUCGCGAUGGAGACAUUUCCAUCCGUCGCCGCGCGCUCGAGCUCAGCUAUGCGCUCAUCAACGAGAGCAACGUGCGUGUCUUGACGCGUGAGCUUCUGUCGUUCCUCGAAGUCGCCGAUUCCGAGUUCAAACUGGGCAUGACCACGCAAAUUUGCCUUGCUGCCGAGAAGUUCGCACCCAACAAGCGAUGGCACAUUGACACGGUGCUGCGCGUUCUCAAGCUGGCUGGCAACUAUGUGCGUGAGGAAAUCCUCUCUGCAUUUAUUCGUCUCGUAUGCCACACGCCAGAGCUGCAGGCCUACACGGUGCAGAAGCUUUUCUCUGCGCUUCACCAGGACUUCUCCCAGGAGAGCCUCACACUCGCUGCUGUCUGGGUCAUUGGCGAGUUCGGCGAUGUUCUCGUGCAGGGAGGCAAUUUCGAGGACGAAGAGCUGGUGCGAGAGGUGCAGCCCAAGGAUGUUGUGGAUCUUCUCUCUUCGGUGCUCGACAGCCCCUAUGUCAACGGCUUGAUUCGUCAAUUCGUGCUGACCUCGCUGGCGAAGCUGCACACGAGGCUGUCGGAUGCAUUGCAGCAGUCGCGCAUUGAGCAGAUCAUCGCAAGCUUUGAGAGCAGCGUCGAGGUCGAGAUCCAGCAGCGCAGUGUCGAGUUUACGGCCUUGCUCAAGAGGAGCGAUAUCCGGGAGGGUGUGCUCGAGAGCAUGCCUCCACCUGAGAUCAAGCAGACCGUGCUGGGCACGGUGAGCGAGGCCAAGCCUGUGGGAUCAACCCGAUCGGACAAGGAUGCUUUGUUGGACUUGAUGGGCGACGAGAUGCCGGUUGCGAGCGGUGUCAGUGGGUCGGCGGCUGCGAGCGGCGGUGCUUCGACUCAGCAGAGCACGCACGAUCUGCUGGCGGACAUUUUCGGUGGGAGCGAUAUGGGGGGUGCACCAGCAACUUCGGCGGCAGCGACGCCGGCAGCGCAAAAGCCAAAGAGCGCUGUCAACGAUAUCCUCGGCUUGUUCGGAGACAGUGGAAGCGCAUCUACUCCGCAGCAGCAGGCUCCGGCGACUACCUCUACCGGUUCAGCAUCUUCCUCCUCUUACGGAGGUCUCGAUCUGCUCGGUGGCCUGGACAGCAGCUCGUCGACACCUUCGUCCACCGCUGCUCCCUCAGCACCCGCACCCGCACCCGCACCUCCCGCCCUCGCUGCUGCAUCCGCCAAGGCGCACACGGUCUAUAACAAGCACGGCCUCACCAUCACACUCACACCGACCACCAACCCGGCGCGUCCUGAAAUCGUCAACAUCACUGCGCGCUUCACCUCGACCUCUUCCAUCGCCAACGUCAACUUCCAAGCUGCCGUACCCAAGACGCACAAGUUGCAGAUGCAGGCCAUCUCGAAUUCCACCGUGCAGCCGGGUUCGACCGAGACGCAGGCGCUGAGGGUCAUGGUUCCUGCUAACGCUUCUGUGCGGUUGAGGUUGAGGAUCGCCUUCGAGGCGGACGGACAGAGCGUGCAGGAUCAGACAGAUUGGUCGCAAGCCUCGUCCUGA
Messenger RNA from Sporisorium graminicola, 2661 nucleotides. RefSeq lists its product as uncharacterized. NCBI's taxonomy places the organism in Eukaryota, Fungi, Basidiomycota, Ustilaginomycetes, Ustilaginales, Ustilaginaceae. Gene Ontology annotation, cellular component: Golgi apparatus; membrane coat; AP-1 adaptor complex. The transcript has a single exon. The coding region runs from base 1 to 2661 and encodes 886 amino acids. The record is from RefSeq and is a predicted model, not a curated record. Gene Ontology annotation, biological process: intracellular protein transport; receptor-mediated endocytosis; Golgi to vacuole transport. Gene Ontology annotation, molecular function: clathrin-cargo adaptor activity.